AUGCGACCGACUUUUUCGAUACAAUCCAGUCAUAUUGAAAGCAGAACUCAUCAUUUGGUGAUACGACACCCAAGAAAUCGUCGUGUACCUGUUCCCAUUGGACCUUCAUUGCCACGCCGAGACCGUCCGGAUGUGAAACAACGCUAUUGUCGACUCAUGCUAAUAUUGUUUAUGCCGUGGAAUGCGCCAUGUGAUUUACUGAGAAACUGCUCUUCGUGGUCAGAGGCAUUUGAAGAGUUUCUCCACGUAUGCUCACCUAGGUUUCACUAUGUUAUGAAAAACAUGCAGAUUUUGCAUGAAUGUAGAGACAGUCGGGAU
Messenger RNA from Suillus clintonianus, 318 nucleotides. RefSeq lists its product as uncharacterized. Lineage: Eukaryota; Fungi; Basidiomycota; Agaricomycetes; Boletales; Suillaceae. The transcript has a single exon. The annotation marks the transcript as partial. The record is from RefSeq and is a predicted model, not a curated record.